Anopheles stephensi (Asian malaria mosquito) is the source of this 906-nucleotide messenger RNA. It is a transcript of the gene Cpr57A, whose product is annotated as larval cuticle protein A3A. Gene Ontology annotation, molecular function: structural constituent of chitin-based larval cuticle. The transcript is spliced from 3 exons. The record is from RefSeq and is a predicted model, not a curated record. Lineage: Eukaryota; Metazoa; Arthropoda; Insecta; Diptera; Culicidae. The coding region runs from base 170 to 784 and encodes 204 amino acids. Gene Ontology annotation, cellular component: chitin-based extracellular matrix.
AACCGAACCGAAGCGUUCAGCGCUAGGAGACGGUACACAAGACGCUGUGAAGGCCUUUGGAAAAGGUUCGCCGAUCAGUUCCGAGACGCAACGCUUGCUCAACGGACUCUAGUGUGUCUAUCCUUGUGACUGUGCACGAGACACCUGCCGUAUUUGCAAAGCUGCAAACAUGUUCCGAUCGUCUACCGUGCUCCUAGUGACGGUGGCAGUGCUUGCUGGAAACGUCUGCACUGCAGCCCGUCGUGAUGUGAGAGUCCGAGGCCCACAGCCCCAGAUCGUCGUGGUGGAAGAGUACGAGGAAAAGCUGACGACUCUACCCCCGCCACCGAAGCCGUACGCCUUCAGCUACUCCGCUGGACGUGCGCCAGGACACGUCGACCGUACGCACAGUGAGGUGUCCGAUGGAAAUGGUGUCGUGCGCGGUUCCUUCUCGUACGUCGAUCCACGGAACCAGGUUCGCACCGUCGACUAUACGGCCGAUUCGCACGGAUUCUAUCCGGUGCUGAGCCAUCUGCCCAAAACGCCCCAACAGACGGAGGCGGUCGCCCAGGCCCAGCAGAAACAUUACGCUCUGUACAACAAGAUUGCGCAAGAGCAUGCCGAUGCCCACAGCGGACUGACGGUGGAACCGAAGCUGCCCAAGGACACGGUCGCGGUGGCGAAAGCGAAAGAUCGCCAUUUUUCACUGUACGAGAAGAUUGCCCAGGACCAUGCAAGAAUCGGAGCGGAACAGGAAGCGCAACGGUUGGCCUUUGAAGCUACCUCGGUGAAAUAUGAGGAGUGAUCGGUGUCGGUGGACGAAACACGAACCAGCAGAGGCAUCAGGCCGAGCGUGUUUGGCUGAAACGAAUUAAAUGCAAAUGUGAUGAUACAUCAAUAAAUCGAUAAAUGGUAAACAAUCGAUCA